AUGAUGGAGCCCCUGAACGAGCACGAGCCCUGCUCGCCAUCCUCCCUCAAGCAGAAACUCCGCUCCUCCCUCUGCAUCAUUCCGUGCUUCCCCAAAACGACGCCGCACCACCACUCCAUGACCGCCCCCACCACCCCCCACGCCCACUCCUCCAACGUCAGCCUCGUCCGCAACUCCUCCUUCUCCUCCUCCAGCAGGUCCCGCUCUAGCCAUCACCACCUCCACCACCACCACCAUCACCAUCAAGGCCAUCACAACAGCCAUUACGAGUUCGCGGAAUUGAAGGACAAGUGCAAGAGCUUGAUCGGGCGUAUGGGACGGAGCCACGCGGCGCGGAGGCACUCAGCCUCCGCCGACUUUAAAUACGACGCCCUCAGCUACGCCCUCAAUUUUGAUCACGAGGAGGCGAACAUCGAGGACUAUCCCUUCAAGAGCUUCUCCGCCCGGUUGCCGCCCUCGCCGCCCAGAACCUCGCAGGACUCCGCCGCUUCUCCUUCUGCCUCUAAGGAAAUAACUGCUUGUAGUUGA
Molecule: messenger RNA, 528 nt
Organism: Prunus armeniaca (apricot)
Lineage: Eukaryota; Viridiplantae; Streptophyta; Magnoliopsida; Rosales; Rosaceae
Source: the annotation of a GenBank genome assembly